GGGGGAAACAGGAAAAACAGAGGAAGGUGAACGUCAAACCUUUUUCCAUGGAGAAGAACAUUCGAGACAGCAACGAACAGAAGAACCUUCUCGAUCCCAAAACCACGCUAAUGGUUAAUCAAAAGAAGAAGAAGAACAAGAAACGAACAUAGAAAAUUCCAGAAGCGCGAUAGCCCAUUCCAUGGCUGAGCAAUCCUUCCCAUGAAGCGAACUACACGACAUUCGAAUUCGCUAGAACCUCUUCCUCUCUUCGCUACAAAUAGCCCUUCUGAUUUCCAUCUCCCUUCAUCUGAAUAAGAUUCCUAAAUUCUCAAUCUGGUCAAUAAAUCUCUUCGUUUCGGAUUCCCUGUUUCCGAUCACUAGAUUCUCUUCGCUUCGAAUUCCUGUGCGUGCAUUAGCAAUGGCGGAUGUGCAGAUGGGAGAUGUGGAGACCUUCGCAUUCCAGGCAGAGAUCAACCAGCUUCUCAGUCUCAUCAUCAACACGUUCUACAGCAACAAGGAGAUCUUCCUCCGCGAGCUCAUCAGCAAUGCUUCUGACGCGUUGGAUAAGAUUCGAUACGAGAGCUUAACGGACAAGAGCAAGCUGGAUGCUCAACCAGAGCUGUUCAUCAGGCUUGUUCCUGACAAAGCCAACAAGACCCUCUCUAUUAUUGACAGUGGCGUUGGCAUGACUAAAGCAGACUUGGUGAACAACUUGGGGACAAUUGCGAGGUCAGGAACUAAGGAGUUCAUGGAGGCACUGCAGGCUGGGGCCGACGUGAGCAUGAUUGGUCAGUUCGGUGUGGGGUUUUACUCUGCUUAUCUGGUGGCUGAGAAAGUUGUUGUGACGACAAAGCACAAUGACGACGAACAGUACGUCUGGGAGUCGCAGGCUGGUGGGUCUUUCACCGUUACCAGGGAUGAUGGAGGAGAGCAGCUGGGCAGAGGAACCAAGAUCACGCUCUUCCUCAAGGAAGAUCAGUUGGAAUACUUGGAAGAGAGGAGGUUGAAGGACCUGGUGAAGAAGCACUCUGAGUUCAUUAGCUACCCAAUUUAUCUCUGGAUAGAGAAGACUACAGAGAAAGAGCUGAGUGAUGAUGAAGAUGAGGAACCCAAGAAGGAAGAGGAAGGUGCCAUUGAGGAUGUGGAUGAGGAGAAAGAGAGCGAGUCCAAGCAGAAAAAGAUGGUUAAGGAGGUGUCUCAUGAGUGGCAGCUCAUUAACAAGCAGAAACCCAUUUGGCUGAGAAAGCCAGAGGAGAUCACCAAGGAGGAGUAUGCCUCUUUCUACAAGAGCCUGACCAAUGAUUGGGAGGAUCAUCUCGCAGUAAAGCACUUCUCUGUUGAAGGGCAGCUUGAAUUCAAGGCCAUUCUCUUUGUUCCCAAGAGAGCCCCCUUUGAUCUCUUUGACACAAGGAAGAAGAUGAGCAACAUCAAGCUCUAUGUCCGGAGAGUGUUCAUCAUGGACAACUGCGAAGAGCUAAUUCCAGAGUACCUUGGAUUUGUGAAGGGUGUUGUGGAUUCUGAUGAUCUACCCCUUAAUAUUUCCCGCGAAAUGCUGCAGCAGAACAAGAUUCUGAAGGUGAUAAGGAAGAAUCUCGUGAAGAAGUGCGUUGAGAUGUUCAAUGAAAUUGCGGAGAAUAAAGAGGACUAUAACAAGUUCUAUGAAGCCUUCUCAAAGAAUUUGAAGUUGGGCAUCCAUGAGGACAGCCAGAACAGGGCCAAGAUUGCUGACCUGCUCAGGUACCAUUCUUCAAAGAGUGGUGAGGAGAUGACCAGCUUGAAGGAUUAUGUUACAAGGAUGAAGGAAGGCCAAAAGGACAUAUAUUAUAUAACCGGUGAAAGCAGAAAAGCUGUUGAAAAUUCGCCCUUCCUAGAGCGAUUGAAGAAGAAAGGGCAUGAAGUACUCUUUAUGGUGGAUGCCAUUGAUGAGUAUGCUGUUGGGCAAUUGAAAGAGUAUGAUGGGAAGAAGCUGGUUUCUGCAACCAAAGAAGGACUGAAACUUGAGGAUGAGAGUGAGGAAGAGAAGAAGAAAAAGGAGGAAAAGAAGAAGUCUUUUGAGAACUUGUGCAAGACAAUCAAGGACAUUCUCGGUGACAAGGUGGAGAAAGUGGUGGUUUCUGAUAGAAUUGUGGAUUCCCCAUGUUGCUUGGUCACGGGUGAGUACGGGUGGACAGCAAACAUGGAGAGAAUCAUGAAGGCACAGGCUCUGAGAGACAACAGCAUGAGCUCUUACAUGUCCAGCAAGAAGACAAUGGAGAUCAACCCAGACAAUGGCAUAAUGGAGGAGCUCAGGAAGAGGGCCGAGGUUGAUAAGAAUGAUAAGUCAGUGAAGGAUUUGGUGAUGCUUCUCUUUGAGACUGCCCUCUUAACUUCUGCGUUCAGCCUUGAUGACCCCAACACUUUUGGAGCCAGAAUUCACAGGAUGCUGAAGUUGGGUCUUAGCAUUGAUGAGGACGGGACUGAUGAUGAUGACACAGAGAUGCCUCCGCUGGAGGAGGAUGGAAAUGAGGAGAGCAAGAUGGAAGAAGUGGACUGAGAGAUGUUGAAUUUGUGUGUCUAACAGAUUCUGGUGGGAAAGGGAUAUUGUGGCUUGUGGGUCUGCGUAACUUUGGUUAUCUGUUAGGCCUUCUCUUUUUCCAUUUUUUGGUCUCUUGUUGGUAAAUUGGGUGCUUGGCAUUUUCUGGUCAAUGACCAUGUCACCCUUUUGUUGUCAUAUUUCACUCGUAUAAUCAAAUGCAAUUGUUUUUGAGAA
Messenger RNA from Malania oleifera, 2731 nucleotides. RefSeq names its product heat shock protein 83-like. Gene Ontology annotation, biological process: protein stabilization; protein folding; cellular response to heat. Gene Ontology annotation, cellular component: plasma membrane; perinuclear region of cytoplasm; cytosol. The transcript has 4 exons. The record is from RefSeq and is a predicted model, not a curated record. Lineage: Eukaryota; Viridiplantae; Streptophyta; Magnoliopsida; Santalales; Ximeniaceae. Gene Ontology annotation, molecular function: ATP hydrolysis activity; ATP binding; ATP-dependent protein folding chaperone. The coding region runs from base 401 to 2515 and encodes 704 amino acids.